Molecule: messenger RNA, 564 nt
Organism: Sorghum bicolor (sorghum)
Lineage: Eukaryota; Viridiplantae; Streptophyta; Magnoliopsida; Poales; Poaceae
Product: glutenin, high molecular weight subunit DY10-like
Exons: 2
Coding region: 1-564 (187 amino acids)
Molecular function (GO): nucleic acid binding; zinc ion binding
Source: RefSeq, a predicted model, not a curated record
AUGAGCAACACCUACCCUUGCUUCCAAGAAUUGGUGAACCGCGCUAUUGUCAUCGACAACAAGCGCAAGGACAUGGAUGCAAAGAAGAGAAAGCUCCAGGGGCAGCCGUCGGGCAGCAACACUCGCCCACGUGCGUACCCUCAGCAGGGAUUCCCUCAGCCCAGUCAAGGACCACAGAAUCAGUGGAACCGUGGUCAGUUUCCUCAGCGUCCCCAGUACUACCAGCAGCACAAUCACCAAAACCAACAACGUCCCCAGCAACAGUAUGGCAACCAGAAUCAGCAACGCCCCCAGCAUCAGGUCAGCAAUCAGGCACCACGCCAAGGAGUGCCCAAUAAUGCUCCUGGCAAGAGUGCAGCACCCAGCGGGAAUCCCAAUGCCUGUUACCGCUGCGGAGAGGUGGGACACUAUGCCUACCAGUGCCCCAAGAAGCAGAAUCCACCAGCCCAGCAAAAUCAGAACAACAAUCAAAGGCCUGCUCGACCUCCGUUCUCUGGGAAAGUGAACCAUGUGUCCACUGACACAGCUCAGGAAGCACCUGAGGUUAUGAUGGGGCGCAUAUAA